AUGGUACCGGCACAUCUCUAUUUUUGUUCUGCUGUUUCACAAUUAAUAUUUAAAUCAAGAUAUGCACUAACACAAUUAAUAUUUGUUAAUGCUUUUAAAAGUGAUGAUGCUGGUAUAUUAGUUGUAACGUCAACUGUUUUUGUUAUUACCGGCAUUGGCUUUCUUGCACGUGCCACUGGUGCUGGUUUAAUUAUAUUUUCUCGUUAUGGCCAACAGAUUGUACUUGUCGAAUCGAAUUAUGGUGAUUAUGACUUUGGGUUUCCCAAAGGUUACAUAGAAAAACGUGAAACAUCUAAACAAGCAGCUGUACGUGAAACAGACGAAGAAACAGGAUUAAAAACACAACAAUUAGCGUUUGUACCAUUACAAAAAGCGUUAGAUGAAUAUGGAUGGAAUUCAGUUAGUAAUUAUUAUGUUGCCGGUGUCAAGGUUCCAAGUAAUCGUAUACAAUUCCGAUAUAAUUCACGGGAAAUACGAUCUGUAAGAUGGUAUCUAGUAGAUGAAGCAUUAAGAUUACCAAAAUUAUAUCCACAUCAAAAACGAUUAUUAAUACAAGCACAACAACUAUAUAUACAAUCGCAAAAUCAAAACACAUUAUUAAACGGGAAUCAAUUCAUAUACAAUUAA
Didymodactylos carnosus is the source of this 627-nucleotide messenger RNA. Lineage: Eukaryota; Metazoa; Rotifera; Eurotatoria; Philodinida; Philodinidae. The record is from the annotation of a GenBank genome assembly.